AUGGCGGCCCCGGGCGGCAGCGGGGGCCCCGCAGUGUCGGUUCUGGCCCCGAACGGGAGGCGCCUCACGGUGAAGGUGACGCCGAGCACCGCGUUACUGCAGGUUUUGGAGGACACUUGUCGGAGACAGAACUUCAAUCCAAGUGAAUACGAUCUGAAGUUUCAGAGGAAUGUGCUUGAUCUUUCCCUUCAGUGGAGAUUUGCCAAUCUUCCUAACAAUGCCAAGCUGGAGAUGGUGCCAAUCUCCCGUAGUCGGGAGGGACCUGAAAAUACGGUUCGGAUUGCAUUGCAAUUAGAUGAUGGCACUAGGUUACAAGAUACUUUUUGUUCUCUUCAGACACUCUGGGAGCUUCUUGUUCAUUUUGUACAAACAAGGGAGUGUGUGGAGCAGCUGUGUGAAUCUACUCCAGUCUGUGUUUACAUGAGGGAUGAGAUAACUGGGAGAGCUGCCUUACAGAAGACCACACUGAAGUCACUGGGCUUAACUGGAGGCAAUGCUAUCAUCAGGUUUUCCAUGAAGUGUGAUUCACCUGGAAAGCAGGAGCCUAUGGCUCCUAAGAUCAAACUCUCAGGAAACCCUGUUCCAUCUGUCUCUGUUGAUCAGACCACCAGCAAUCCUCUGCAUUCUUUGGGCUCCGAUGGGCUAAGCAGUGGUGAUUUGAGCCGACCAGAUGAUGCAAUUGCUUCAGGGAUCAGCCAGAUAGAUUGUCGGGGCCUUAGGCGGUUGGAUGAUGAAAUGAAGCUGAGUUCCAAGGAAUCAGUAUCUUCUCCUUUUGUUCCUUUCUCUGGGGGUGGGCAGCGUCUUGGAGGUUCCUCUAUGCCUUCAAGAUAUUCAGUGCCAUCAUCAACCAAGGUGCCAAAAUCCCUCUGUAGUCCUGGAGGCCCUUCUAAACCAAAAAAGUCUAAGCCUGGCCAGGAGCAGGAACAAGAACCAGAACAGCCCGUGGAGCGAGAAACAGUUGUGUGUCACCCAGAUCUGGAGGAUCUGUUCCAGGCCUGGCCAGCAGAGAUUCCUGAUGAAUUCUUUGAGAUCACUGUGGAUGAUGUGAGGAGACGCUUGGCUCAAUUGAAAAGUGAACGGAAACGCCUAGAAGAAGCACCACUGGUGACCAAAUCUUUUCGAGAAGCUCAGAUGAAAGAAAAAUUAGAGCGCUAUCCAAAGAUUGCACUGAGAAUAAUGUUCCCUGACCGAUACAUCCUACAAGGCUUCUUUCGCCCAAAUGAAACAGUAGGAGAUUUGCAAGACUUUGUGAGAAGUCACCUGGGAAAUCCUGAAUUGUCCUUUUACCUGUUCCUUGCCCCUCCAAAAACCAUCCUGAGUGACAACACGCUGACCCUCUUCCAGGCUAACCUCUUUCCUGCUGCCCUUGUUCACUUUGGAUCUGAAGAACCAGCAGAUCUCUACCUGGAGCCCCAGCUGCUGGAGAACACCAUCUCUCCGUCUUCUGCUGAUGUGCUGGUGGCCAGGUGUAUGUCUAGGACCUCACCAAUGCCAUCUCUUUUGCCAACCCUCGAAUCUGAGCUUCCUGAACUUGAAGAAUCAGCUGAAGUGGCAGUAGGACCCUCAGAACCAGUUGCAGCAACUGCUCAGCCUGUGAGGAGGAAUCUAGGCAAAGUGCCCAAGUGGCUGAAACUACCAGCUGGAAAGAGGUGAGAGCCUAUCACAAAAGGAGGGCGCUCCUCCUCUACCCCUGCUACUCCUACCCACCCCCCACCUGCGGUGGGAAUAAAGAAUUGGUGUGCUCCUCCUGAUAA
Molecule: messenger RNA, 1754 nt
Organism: Gracilinanus agilis (Agile Gracile Mouse Opossum)
Lineage: Eukaryota; Metazoa; Chordata; Mammalia; Didelphimorphia; Didelphidae
Gene: ASPSCR1
Product: ASPSCR1 tether for SLC2A4, UBX domain containing
Exons: 16
Coding region: 1-1653 (550 amino acids)
Molecular function (GO): protein binding
Source: RefSeq, a predicted model, not a curated record